GGAACUGCUGAGAAUAAGGAAGGCCUCUGAUCUUGGUAUUAAUACAAAGUCAUUUUAAAAUAUGCAAUGUCUUAUUAAAGAUUAGCAUUCUGUAUUAACUUUCACCUAUUCCCUUAAUAUUAUAUCUUUUUAUAUAUCUCGUGAUCAAAGUUGGUGUCAUUCCGAGACAAUUUCAACAUUGUAUAUUUUCUCAUAUACCUACGAACCAUCCCUAACAAGAAAUAUCAGGUUUUAACCAUCAGAAAUGGAAGGUAAUGACGUAUUUUCAGACGACGAAUCAACAGUGAUGUUGAAAACCUCAAGCUUGCCGAAGAUGGAUUUUAAGAAAAAAAGAGUUUCUCAGUCAACAAGCGUUGAUAAUUUAUCUGUAUAUCAAAGAAGUUCGGGUAAGCGAAGGAGGUCUCGGUCAACUUCUGGAAAUCCUCAGAUGAGACAUGCGCAGAGUUUAGACCUACAUAGUGAGCAAAGUUUAACAAAACAGAAGAAAACUAGCUCGAAAUUUGCAAAAAUUUUCAAUCUUGGUCAAAGUGAAAUUUUGGAAAAUGAAUAUGUACCGGUAUCGAUGUUUCGACGUAAAUCAAGAGAUUCGACAGUUUCGGAAGAUAGCGAUAUUAUUUACGAGGAUGAGGAGAAGAGUAACAGUCUUCCGAAUAAUUUGAAGGAAGGAAGAAUAUUAUCUCCGCUGCAAAGGUUCGCCUCCCUAACUUCACCGUUUAUUGGUCGAAAAUCGGACCCAAACAAUCUCCAAUCGAAAGAAGAAAGAAAACAGACACAUUCUGAUAUGUUGCUCGCUAUCCAACUCAACGACUGUAAAAGACUAAAGACCUUACUACGACGACUUCUUGUAGAUUUUGACAAAAAGGAAAAGUUUCUUUUAAUGAACGAAGCUGCGUAUAAAGGCUGCACAAAAUGUUUAAAGACAUUAACCCGAAACGGUUAUUCGGUUUAUUUAUCCGAUGAAAACGGAUGGACGCCAUUGCAUACAGCGAUAUUUUCAAAAGAGUUAAAUGCUGUGAAAUUUUUUGUUCAGAACAACGCGCCUAUUAACAAGCCUUCAAAGGAUGGGUGGUCUCCUUUACAUUUAGCAGUUUAUGUUGGCGAUUUGUAUAUAACACACGAAAUAAUCAUCGGCGGUGGAGACCCGUUGCUAAGUGUCAAUGGAGAUGUGACUCCGUUUCAGCUAUCUAUAAAUUACGAACGCAUUUUAAUUCUGGAUUAUUUUCUACAACUUCCCAUGUUUUUAGUAAAUUGAUAUAUUUCGACAGGCUCCUUGUCAGAAUUUCUCACGCCGAUUUUAAUGGCGUUAAUAUUUGGAGAUAAAUAGCUAGAUAGUUCCAUAUUUAUAAGAUUUUAAACAACGCAACCUCGAUCCCAGGUCCCAUUGUCUCUUUUCUACAUAUCGGACGGUGGCCUAUUGUCAGAACUAUCAAUAAGCACAGUGCCCAUGAGAAACAAAAAGUCCUGAGAACGAGGUUGUAAAUAACGCUAAUAAGACACGCUCGUCGUAAUGACAGGCGUCGCUAAGAGUGACGCGACUUUGUACCUGCAGAAUCGUAGUGUUAAUUUAAACGACUUACUGCUAACAUUUUAACUUAACGAUAAAAAUAUAGCUAGUAUAAUUUUCCACAUGGAAUUUUCUUUUACUUCUAGUCGAGAAGUGUGAAUAACGUGUACGUAAUAAUAGAUGAUGAAAUUUAUAUAAUAUAUUACCUUAACCAUAA
This is a messenger RNA of Hydractinia symbiolongicarpus, 1721 nucleotides long. Its product is annotated as apoptotic enhancer 1 protein-like. The record is from RefSeq and is a predicted model, not a curated record. The transcript is spliced from 2 exons. NCBI's taxonomy places the organism in Eukaryota, Metazoa, Cnidaria, Hydrozoa, Anthoathecata, Hydractiniidae. Gene Ontology annotation, molecular function: protein binding. The coding region runs from base 245 to 1252 and encodes 335 amino acids.